AUGGUCGACCUCGACGCCGUCGACCGGGAGCUCAUGGACGCCGAGCGCGACGCCGCCUCCCCGCACCGCUACGCCGGUCGAGACAGCCGCGAGAUCGAGCGCGUCGCCACCGCGACCUCGACCUCGACCUCCUCCUCCUCCCAGUCCUCCGCCUACGCCCGCAAUGGCGGCCGCCGCCGGGCCUCCUCCUCGGGCGCCCACGCCGCCGCCGCCGCCGGCUACGGCAUGAGCCGCGUCUCGACCUCGCGCGACCUCGAGCGCCACCCCACCGAGCUCGAGCGCAUCCAGACGGCCAAGAGCCAGCACAGCGGCACCGUCGGCCGCUCCGUCACCAGCCGCAAGUCGCGCAAGCCCCUGCCCGAGUUCGGCGCGGGGAAGCCCUACCCGCCCCUGCUGCCGGACCAGGAGGACUACGUCGUCGAGUUCGACGGGCCCGACGACCCCAUGCACGCCCAGAACUGGCCCAUCCGCAAGAAGAUGCUCACCGCCGCCAUGCUGGGCUACACCACCAUGACCUCGGCCUUCACCUCGAGCGUCUUCUCCGCCGCCACCCGCUACGUCGCCGCCGAGUUCCACGUCGGCACCGAGGUCGGGCUCUUGGGCGUGUCCUUCUUCGUGCUGGGUUUCGCCUUUGGUCCCACGUUAUGGGCUCCCCUGUCAGAGUUGAAGGGCCGUCGCCUGCCCGUCGUCGUGGCCAUGUUCGGCUUCUCCAUCUUCUCCGUGGCCGUCGCGACGGCCAAGGACCUCCAGACCGUCCUCAUCUGCCGCUUCUUCAGCGGCUUCAUGGGCGCCUGCCCCCUCGCCGUCGUCGCCGCCAUCUUCUCCGACAUGUUCGACAACCGCACGCGCGGCAUCGCCAUCACCGUCUUCUCCAUGGCCGUCUUCAGCGGUCCGCUCCUCGGGCCCUUCAUCGGCGGCUUCAUCGUCACCUCGCACCUCGGCUGGCGCUGGACCCAGUACCUCGCCGCCAUCAUGGGCUUCGUCGCCUUCGGCCUCGACUUCCUCUUCCUCGAGGAGACCUACCCGCCCCAGAUCCUCGUCGCCAAGGCCUCGGAGCUGCGCCGCCGCACCCUCAACUGGGGCAUCCACGCCAAGCAGGAGGAGAUCGAGAUCGACUUCAGCGAGCUCAUCAACAAGAACUUCUCCCGUCCCAUGCGCCUGCUGUUCUUUGAGCCCAUCGUCACCCUGCUGUCCAUCUACAUGGCCUUUAUCUAUGGCCUGCUCUACCUCUUCCUGACGGCCUACCCCUUCGUCUUCCAGGGCGUCCACCACUUCACCCCCGGCAUCUCGGGUCUGACCUUCUUCGGCAUGAUCGUCGGCCAGCUCAUCGCCGGCGUCGUCGUCCUCCUGCAGCAGCCCUGGUACAGCCGCAAGCUCGCGGCCAACAACGGCGUCCCCGUCCCCGAGUGGCGCCUGCCCUCGGUCAUCGCCGGCGGCGUCUCCUUCGCCGCGGGCCUCUUCUGGUUCGGCUGGUCCGGCUACCGCGCCGACAUCCACUGGAUCGUGCCGACCCUGUCGGGCAUCCUGUCGGGCUUCGGCCUCAUGUCCAUCUUCCUGCAGGCGCUCAACUACCUCGUCGACGCCUACCUCAUGUUCGCCGCCUCGGCCAUCGCCGGCAACACCUUCCUCCGCUCGCUCUGCGGCGCCGGCUUCCCGCUCUUCGCCACCUACAUGUUUGACGGCAUGGGCAUCCAGUGGGCCAGCACGCUGCUCGGCUGCGUCGCCGCCGCCCUCGUGCCCAUCCCCGUCAUCUUUUACCUCUACGGCCACAAGCUCCGGUCCUACAGCAAGUUCGCGCCCACGCCGCCGCCCAUGAUGCAGCGACAGGCCGACGACGACGACGAGGAGGAGAGAGUGAACGGCGGCGGUGGCGGAGUGCUUGGCGGCAGCACCGAGAACGGCGCUGUUGCCGAGAAGGCCGAGGAGGUGGUGCCGCCCCCCGGGACGGCGGCCGCCGCGCCGCGGAAGGACGUGGAGAGGGCGGGCGAGGCUGUCUAG
Messenger RNA from Thyridium curvatum, 1998 nucleotides. RefSeq lists its product as uncharacterized. The record is from RefSeq and is a predicted model, not a curated record. Lineage: Eukaryota; Fungi; Ascomycota; Sordariomycetes; Thyridiales; Thyridiaceae. Bases 1 to 1998 code for a protein of 665 amino acids. Gene Ontology annotation, biological process: transmembrane transport. The transcript has 3 exons. Gene Ontology annotation, molecular function: transmembrane transporter activity.